Messenger RNA from Racocetra persica, 531 nucleotides. The record is from the annotation of a GenBank genome assembly. Lineage: Eukaryota; Fungi; Glomeromycota; Glomeromycetes; Diversisporales; Gigasporaceae.
AUGCCAAAAUUAAAUCCAUAUUUAACAGAAAACAAGAAACCAAUUGAAUUAGUUCAAGAAUUAAAAAAUGAAUACAAAGUUCCUAGUUUUGAGGAGUUUGCUAAAGAUUAUGAAAGUGAUGAAGUGAUAAAUGGGAGUUAUGAAAAUGAAAUUAGAGGUUAUGGUGACAUUAGUGUAGUAAAAAGUUAUGGUCCAGGAAACAGUCAAUCAGCAGAAGACACAGCAAAAUACGUAGGCAAAAAAGCCGUAAGUAAAACUGCCGGUGCCCUUCUUGAACUUGGUAAUAUUAUUAAUAAGAUUAAUAGUAGCGGAGGAAUUAACACAGAAGACUUAGACCUUAUGGAAAAGGUUAUGAGGAAUGUGGAAAACAAAGAAAAAAGUGAAAUUGCUAGUCAAUCGAGUGGUAGUGCGAGCGGGCUUCUUAAUCUUGCUAAUGAGGGUUACGAAGCACAUGAAAAAACCAAAGAAGCAGUGAAACAUACUAAGUUUUAUACUUCACUUAGCACAUCGCAGCAGAGGAAUAGAUUAUGA